Messenger RNA from Sodiomyces alkalinus F11, 1683 nucleotides. RefSeq names its product serine/threonine-protein phosphatase 2B catalytic subunit. The coding region runs from base 1 to 1683 and encodes 560 amino acids. Gene Ontology annotation, cellular component: calcineurin complex; cytoplasm. Gene Ontology annotation, molecular function: calmodulin-dependent protein phosphatase activity; calmodulin binding. NCBI's taxonomy places the organism in Eukaryota, Fungi, Ascomycota, Sordariomycetes, Glomerellales, Plectosphaerellaceae. Gene Ontology annotation, biological process: calcineurin-mediated signaling; fungal-type cell wall organization. The transcript has 3 exons. The record is from RefSeq and is a predicted model, not a curated record.
AUGGACGCCGAUAAUCCGGGCGCGCCGGCCUCCCCCGAGGACCGCCGCAACCAGCAGGUCGACAAUGCUAUUCGAGCCAUUCGCGAAAAGAAACCUGUGCCUGAAGUCGACUUCACCAUUCAUACCAUGGAAGAUGGGACCCAAGUGAGCACACUUGAUCGUGUGAGCAAAGAUGUCCAAGCACCUGCAACCUCCAAGCCUACCGACCAGCAGUUCUUCCAAGACGAGACGCAGUCGAAACCGGAUAUCAACUUUCUUAAGCAGCAUUUCUACCGCGAGGGUCGUUUGACCGAGGAGCAGGCACUAUGGAUUCUCAAGAAAGGUACCGAAAUUCUUCACGCGGAACCCAACCUCCUCGAGAUGGACGCCCCCAUCACCGUCUGCGGCGAUGUCCACGGUCAAUACUACGAUCUCAUGAAGCUUUUCGAAGUCGGCGGCGACCCUUCCGAAACACGCUACCUGUUCCUCGGUGACUAUGUCGACAGAGGUUACUUCAGCAUCGAAUGCGUCCUCUACCUCUGGUCUCUGAAGAUUCACUAUCCAAACUCCCUGUGGCUUCUCCGUGGAAACCACGAGUGCCGUCAUUUGACCGACUAUUUCACCUUCAAGCUCGAAUGCAAGCACAAGUACUCGGAGGCCGUAUAUGAGGCCUGCAUCGAGUCCUUCUGUUCCCUGCCCCUGGCCGCCGUCAUGAACAAGCAGUUCCUGUGCAUCCACGGAGGUCUAAGCCCAGAGCUUCACACCCUCGACGAUAUCCGGACGAUUGAUCGGUUCCGGGAACCUCCUACGCAGGGUCUCAUGUGCGACCUUCUGUGGGCAGACCCGCUCGAGGAAUUCGGCCAGGAGAAGUCGAGCGACUUCUUUCUACACAAUCAUGUCCGCGGAUGUUCUUAUUUCUUCUCGUACCCCGCCGCGUGCGCCUUCCUCGAGAAGAAUAACCUUUUGUCCGUCAUCCGGGCACACGAAGCGCAAGAUGCGGGCUACCGGAUGUACCGCAAGACGAGGACCACCGGUUUCCCCAGCGUGAUGACCAUCUUCUCCGCACCCAACUACCUGGACGUUUAUAACAACAAAGCCGCUGUACUGAAGUACGAGAACAAUGUUAUGAACAUCAGGCAGUUCAACUGUACGCCGCACCCUUACUGGCUGCCGAACUUUAUGGACGUGUUCACCUGGUCUCUGCCCUUCGUCGGCGAAAAGAUCACCGACAUGUUGAUCGCCAUUCUCAGCACCUGUUCCGAGGAAGAGCUCAAGGAAGAGGCGACGCCGUCAUCGACCUCUCCUGGUCCGGUGUCUCCUCCACUCUCGGCUGCCUUGCAAGACCCCGAGUCGAUCGAGUUCAAGAGGCGUGCGAUCAAGAACAAGAUCCUGGCCAUCGGGCGUCUGUCGCGUGUCUUCCAGGUUCUUCGGGAGGAAUCGGAGAGCGUCACGGAGCUCAAGACGGUCUCGGGCGGCAGGCUUCCCGCCGGUACGCUUAUGCUUGGUGCCGAGGGCAUCAAGAAUGCGAUCAGCAAUUUCGAGGAUGCCAGGAAGGUCGACCUGCAGAACGAGCGCCUACCUCCUACGCAUGAGGAGGUCGUGCGUCAGACGGAGGAGGAGAGACGGCAAAACUUUGAGAAAGCUGCCGAGGACGCCGCCAACGAUAAGAAGUUGCAGCAACUGAGCAGGAAACUCAGCACGUGA